Molecule: messenger RNA, 720 nt
Organism: Lachancea sp. 'fantastica'
Lineage: Eukaryota; Fungi; Ascomycota; Saccharomycetes; Saccharomycetales; Saccharomycetaceae
Source: the annotation of a GenBank genome assembly
AUGAAUGCUUUGUUCAACCAUGCGACGAAGCAGAAAAACCUGUUGCAACGAGACCUGGCAAAGUUCGAAAGAGACCUAACGGUGGCCCCAAUUUCACUACAAGGCUCCAUAAGUGCCACUUUAGUAUCGUUUGAAAAAACCAUUCAGCAAUAUCAAGAGCAUUUGACAAGAUUUUACACAACGAAUCCCAGUGAAGACGAAAGCUCGAAACUCAAAUACGAGACCAGGUUACAGAACUUGCAAAAUGAGCACAGCACUGCAAAAAAUCGAUUCCAGGAUUUGAAAAAACAAUGUAACGAAAUGAAUUCUCGCGACAGGCUUUUGAAAUCCAGCAGUAACCCAUUUGAUGAAGAUUUCACGGUUAAUAAACGUAACACAGCAGCAUCCAAUGCAUCAAACAAUAUCAAUAACGGCUCUGCAACCUCCUCGUUGCCCAUGUAUCAAGGACUACAAAAAGAAUUAUCCGUUUUUGAACGUGGGAAUGCUCAUCUCGACUACAUCUUGGAAAUGGGACAGCAGUCGCUUGAUGACAUUGUUGAUCAGAAUGCAGUGUUGCGAAAGAUGGAAGACCAGAUGACAAGAAGUAUGCAGACGCUGGGAAUCUCUAAUGAAACAAUUUCCAAAAUCAACAAGCGCGUCUUCAAGGAUAAGUUUAUAUUUUGGAUAGGGUUCUUCCUUUUGCUUGCUGGGUUUUACUUUGUGAUAAAACUGCUGCGCUAG